AUGACAUUGGGCCGCGGUGCUGGCGGCCCUGUGGGCGGUUGGCUCACCGACGCGAUCGGAUGGAGAUGGCUACUUCUCCUUCAAGCUCCAUUAAUCGGACUUGCUGCACUCCCCGUUAUUUUCAAACUCAAGGUGCCGCAUCCGUUACCUGCAACGACUCUGGAUGGCCUCCAAACUUCUAUUUUCAAACGCAUCGACUUCCUAGGCACUAGCCUACUAGCGGCAGCGGUCACUGCGACUGUCCUGCUGGUUGAUCAAGGUGGAAAAUCAUUUUCAUGGCUUUCAUGGCUGUCAUGCUCAUUGGGCGUCACGUCUGUUGUUUUGAUGGCGGGCUUUUGUUACACAGAACUGUAUAUUGCGAAGGAGCCAAUCUUCGAUCUACGUGUCCUGCGGCGACCAAACGUGCUUGCAAGCUACCUAGUUGGCUCGCUGCAAAUCGCAGCCCAGGUUGGGAUGAUGUUCUCCGUGCCACUUUACUUCCAGGUCACCAAACAUGCAUCCACGGUUGAGGCUGGUGCCCAUCUUGUGCCUGCCGUUCUGGGUAAUGCGUCAGGCGGUCUCUUUGCGGGUAUGUUUGCUCGACGGACUGGACGAUAUAAGAUUCUGCUUGUUAUGGGGUCCAUUAUAGCAUCGUCCACGUAUCUGCUACUCUGGCUGCGUUGGAAUGGACAUACUAGCCUUUUGGAAUCCUUAUACGUCAUUCCUGGCGGGCUUGGCACUGGCAUCUCCUCGACCACCGUGUUCGUGUUGAUGACAUCCUUCCUGGAGCCAGAAGAAAUUGCCACUGUGACCGGAGGAUAUAUUCUACUACAUACAUUCUUCAUGACUGUCAGUGUCACGGGAACCAACGCAAUCUUAGGUUUCGAAUUUCGCACGCAGUUAGAGCAUCACAUGCACGAGCCAGAGGCACCCCAGAUUAUCCGGCGUGCCAUAUCCGAUCUCAAUUACAUCACCCAUCUAGGCGGGUAUCUACAGGAAAUCGUCGUCAACUGCUAUGUAAUGGCGCUGAAGGAUACAUAUAUCACUUCCCUUGUGUUGUCAGCUUUUGCAUUGCUCCUCAGCUUCAGUGUCCGGGAGAUUCGCCUCUAA
Molecule: messenger RNA, 1089 nt
Organism: Penicillium egyptiacum
Lineage: Eukaryota; Fungi; Ascomycota; Eurotiomycetes; Eurotiales; Aspergillaceae
Source: the annotation of a GenBank genome assembly